Messenger RNA from Trametes versicolor FP-101664 SS1, 1450 nucleotides. Its product is annotated as transcription factor Tfb4. The record is from RefSeq and is a predicted model, not a curated record. The transcript has 8 exons. Lineage: Eukaryota; Fungi; Basidiomycota; Agaricomycetes; Polyporales; Polyporaceae. Gene Ontology annotation, biological process: nucleotide-excision repair; regulation of DNA-templated transcription. The coding region runs from base 115 to 1104 and encodes 329 amino acids. Gene Ontology annotation, cellular component: transcription factor TFIIH holo complex; transcription factor TFIIH core complex.
GGCUUGUCUCCGUACCAACUGCUCGACCUGAUGACCCUGCUGCCCCUGCGUCUGCGCUGCUGAGCUCCUGUUCUUAUCUGCGGCAGACUCUUGGCAUCCAGCCCUCUGACCACCAUGGACACGCCGUCUCAUCUGAGUGUCAUCCUCGACCUCUCUCCUACUCAAUGGGCUCUCUCUGCGCAGUCGACCAACCCACCCGGGAUCUCCCUCGAGACGUUCUUAUCGCAGCUCCUUGCGUUCCUGAACGCCCAUAUCGCGUGCAAAGACGAGAACACGUUGGCAGUGUUCGGCGCGCUCCCUGGAGAGAGUGUACUCCUGUACUCGUCUACUGGCGAAGUGACAGCCAGUGACGAUGGGCCUACGGACUCCAACACGUACCGUCCAUUCAAGACCCUCGACGCGACGGUCAUGAAGUCUCUAGCGGAGCGUUUGGAGUCGUUUGGGGAUGCAGCAGAAGAAGCACCCAUUGGUAUUGUUGGAUGCAUGACGAAGGCUCUGUGCUACAUCAACAGGAUCACGUCGAAUACUACGGCGGCUGGACCGAACGAGGAUGGCCCGACAGCUUCGAUUGACCCGCGAAUACUCGUGCUCUCAGUCUCGCCCGACCAAUCCUCGACUUACAUCCCUAUCAUGAACUCCAUAUUCUCCGCCCAGAAGCUUAAAGUAACAAUUGAUGUCUGCAAGAUCUUCGGAGCAGACAACGUCUUCUUGCAACAAGCGGCGCACCUCACAGGAGGCGCCUACGUGCAGGUAGACAGGACAGACGCGCUCCUGCAAUACAUGAUGAUGUCUUUCCUACCACCUCCAGCCAUCAGGCAGCUCAUAGCUGUGCCUACGCAAGAUCGAGUAGACUUCAGGGCUGCAUGCUUCUGCCAUAAGCGGAUCGUUGAGAUUGGGUUCGUCUGCUCUGUAUGCCUGUCUAUCUUCUGCCAACCGGUUCCCGUAUGCUCGACUUGUCGCACGAAAUUCCCGAUCAAAACCCUGCAACGACUGAACGCGUCGCGCCCGCCUGCUGCGUCGUUGUCGUCCGCCCCAGGCACGCCUGCCCGGCCGCUAGCACACAGGAACGGCACAGCAACUCCCGCGACACCGCGCCCAGGCUAAUUUGUCGACACCGUGGGUCUCUCCGAAUAAGCAGCAAGCUUCACGGAGCGCGGAGCAGAACCAUUCGCCUUGCCGCUGUCUGUCAAGCUCGCCAGCGAUCGGACGGCGCGGGAAGGCUCUGGAUAAUUAACAGCGUGGCUUCGCGCGCGCGGCCCUUUUUCCAACGAGCACGAGGGGCGACACGAGUCGGCCAGGGCGCGGAUGUGGUUGCGGGAAUACGCACGUUCACACUCUCUGUCAGAACGGGUUGCGGGGGCCUUGGGAAGCCGCGGACGUCGCCCGGCGGUGAUUGCGAUAUCGCGCCAGGCCCGGUGUCCGGCGACCGCCAUAAUAAUAAUAACGUCUG